Messenger RNA from Aegilops tauschii subsp. strangulata, 1206 nucleotides. NCBI's taxonomy places the organism in Eukaryota, Viridiplantae, Streptophyta, Magnoliopsida, Poales, Poaceae. The record is from RefSeq and is a predicted model, not a curated record.
AUGAUGCAAAAUGGCGUAUCAUCUACAUGGUAUCAUCUUGGUCGUUCCUCAUCUAGGGUUCGCCGCCGCCGCCGCACCCUCUCCGCGCGAGCCGCCGCACCCCACCUCAGCGGCACCCCGCCGCCACUGCGCCCCUCCCUCCUCGCGCCACCGCCGCCCCGUGUUGCACCGCUUCCGCCCCUGCCAUGCCCGCGCCACCUCCCGCGCCCGUGCCGCUCUACCCCGCCGCCGCACCCGCGCUUCCCUCCCGUGUCGUGCCGCCGCCGCCCUGCCACUGCUGCUUUCCUCCACCGCAGCCGCUGCCCACCCGCUGCAGCCGCUUCCACCCGCUGCUGCCGCCCCCUUCUCCUCCCCCCACCAAAACCUAACCCUAGUCGCCGGCCCUCACCCGUGCGCCGCCAUGUCCUGGCCAUCAUCCCCGGCUCGUCCACGACCCACUCGUCCAACCCGUUCGCCGGCCCCGAGCCCUCCGCCGCCGCCAUCCGCGACCUCAAUAUUGAGGCCCGGGUCCCUAUCCGUCUUGACAGCUCCAGCACGUCGUACUAUGCGUGGAAGACCUACUUCAAGCUCAUCUUCCGCGAGUACUAUCUCACCGAGCACAUCGACGGUUCCGUGGAUAGUGAGUACAUACGCGGCGACCCGGAGUGGUCCGCCAAUGAGGCCACGAUCAUCCGUUGGUUCUACCAGAUGGUCUCAAAGGACAUCUUCCACACGGUCGUCACCGAGGAGGACGACGGCUGCACCGUGUGGGCCAAGAUCAACGCGUUCUUCACUGACAACAAACUUCAACGCCUUGUUUUCUUGCAGCAGGAGUUCUUCGGCUGUCACCAGGACAACUCCACCAUCGACAAGUACUGCAUCAGGCUCAAGAUGCUCGCCGACGAGCUUCGCGACAUUGGUGCUAAGGUCUCUGACGACCUCAUGCUGAGUAACCUCACCGCUGGUCUUAAAGAGGACUUCGGCAAUGCUGCGUCCAACCUCACCUUGCUGUCGCAGCCCAGUUUCCAGCGUGUCGUCGCGUACCUCAAACUUGAGGAGCGCCGGAUGACGAAGCUGAAGCAGCGGGUCCAGCACACCGCCCUCGCCACCGGCACCACCCGCGGCAGCCCUGCCCCUCCGCCCACGCUCCGUCGGCCCACACCACCCGCGCCCACCGGCUAUUACCUGCUGCCGCCCGCACCGCCCGCGCCCCCCGCGCCUCCCUAG